AAAAACGAUAAAAACCAAAAAUAAAAAUUUUAAAAUUUCCCGGUAUUGACAAUUAAAGGCAACAGACAACAAAGCAAAAGGAUAAUAAACAUCCCCCUUUCUCUCUAUGGCAGCCAUUUUCUUCAACUGAGUCUUGAGUUGAACCACAAAGACAACCGAAUACAAAUUUCCUUUUUAUUUGAUUUUUGGUGUCUUGAUUUCAUGUUUUUCCUUCUCUGGUGUUACAUAAUCAAUCAAUGAUACACCCUCCCACUCAUAUAUGCUGUGGCGUGGCGCAAACUUGCACUCACCGAUUGAAAAUUACUGGAAAGCAGUAAGUAAGCGCCAAGACAACAACAAAGUCGAUGAAAAUUGGCUGAAAAAUAAAGACAGCCAUAGAAAAGAUGAAAUAUAAUAGCAAAAGCAAUUCCACUUCAAUCACCGCCAGUUUGCCAACAACAGCAACAGAAGAGCUAAACAAGUUACAGCAUCAUUUCGAGCUAGAGCUGGAAAAUAAUAAUUUCCAGGGAAAUACUCAGCCAUGUAAUGUAUAUUGUGCUGCUCACACAAUAAGGGAAGAAAAAACGGCAGGAGAUCCUCUUACAGUCGCUAAGAAUAUGGUAAAAAUAAAGUAUAAAAAAUCAGCGAAUAAACAAAUGGAAAAUUGUGAAAUGAAAACGAGGAAUAACACAACAGCCAGCAGGGUGGUCAUGGUAACAGCAGCACCAUUAAUAACAGCCAACAACGUUAUUGCAACAGCCAGAGCAGCACCAACAACAUCGGCAGCCACAUCUUUGCUGUCAGCAACGUCGUCACCAAUCAUGUUGACAAUGCCAUCAACAUCAGCAUAUUUAUCUGCAACACAAGCAUCAACACCCGUCGCCACAGCUACUAAGAAUACGGAGCAAUGGCAACGGGACAAACCACAGCGUCACCACCUGCAUACUCAACUCAACAACAACAGCGAACAGAACAACGAUCCGCAAACUGAAAUUUCCAAUAUGCAAAAAGCAGCCACCACCAACACCACCACUACCAACCACACCAACACAUCCUGCAGACAGGUGACAACAUUCGCUUUGAAAAAUCUUAGGAAAAAUCCCAACAAUGAAAAUGGAAAACCAAUUCAAGUACAACAGCUUAAAUUCAAAAUGCAAGCGUUUUAUAAUUCUCUGGGCAGCUACAUCAGUUUGGCCAGGGAUUUAAAAAAUUCCCACCACAUCAUCGCCACUACACAAACCAUUAGGGCCAACAACAGCAGCAGCAGCAACAACAACAACAACACCCUAAGCAGAUCACCAUCAUCAUCGGUAACAACAGUAAAAACAGUCACAGCACCAGCACCACUCAAGGAUUUAAGACAAUGCUGCUACUCCACCGCCUCCUCACCAUCAUCAGCAUCAUCAUCCACACAAGUUGUCACCCAGCUUUUAGUUUUGGUUACAAUGGCCUCACUCUUUGGUUAUGCUCAUGCCGGUUUUGCCUGUCUCAGUAAUCCCUGUGUAUUUGGUGUUUGCAUCGAUGGUCUAAAUAGCUCCUAUUCAUGUUAUUGCAUUGAUGGCUACACAGGAAUACAGUGCCAAACGAAUUGGGAUGAAUGCUGGUCGAGUCCUUGUCAAAAUGGUGGUACCUGUGUGGAUGGUGUGGCCUACUACAAUUGUACAUGUCCAGAUGGUUUUUCGGGUACAAGCUGUGAGGAGAAUGUCGACGAGUGCAUGUCAAAUCCUUGUCAGAAUGGCGGACAUUGUCGUGACCGUAAUAACGGCUAUACGUGUACAUGCCAACCCGGCUAUUUGGGUGAUCAUUGUGAAGUUGAUGUUGCUGUUUGUGAAACGGGUACUGGCGCUCGCUGUCAAAACGGUGGCGAAUGCCUUGAAGGACCUGGACUCGAAUUCUAUUGUGAAUGCCCGCCUGGUUGGCAUGGUCGCAUAUGUCAGGACGAAAUCAACGAAUGCGAUUCAUCACCCUGCCAGAAUGGCGGUAUGUGUGUUGACAAAUUGGCCAGCUAUGUGUGUGCCUGUCCCAUGGGCUACACGGGGACAAAUUGCGAGGAAGAGAUUCUCAUCUGUGCCGAUAAUCCUUGCCAGAACAAUGCCCUUUGUCUCAUGGAAGAGGGUGUGCCCACCUGUUACUGUGUACCCGACUAUCAUGGCGAGAAGUGUGAAUAUCAAUACGAUGAGUGUCAACUGGGUCCUCGUUGCAUGAAUGGCGGCGUUUGCAUAGACGGCGUGGAUACAUUCUCGUGCUCCUGUCCUCCUUUGUUGACGGGCAUGUUGUGCGAGUGCCUAAUGAUUGGUGAAGAUUCGUUGGAUUGUAAUUACACGGCUCCCUCGACAACAGCACCACCUACAUUGAAGCCUAAAGCCACAGCAGAGGUGUCAACAACCCAAAAGGGUGUGGUGGAAGUAACCACUUUGUCGGGCAGUGAAGAUGUUUCGUCAUCCGUGUCAAAAUCACAAGAAGAUGAUGGCGAAGAUCAAGAAGAGAGUGGUGAAAAGUCGGAAAGCAGCGAUAAAGCCAAGGGUGUGGAUCAGGGCGGUGAUGAGGAAUCAAUGGGAAAGACUAGUACUAAACCCAUUUAUACUGAAGAGGAAGGUGGUGAUUUAGGAGUAAAACCCACCUCAGCCAGCACCCAUAUUGGUCAAGCAACCACUUCGGCCUCUGAAGAGGAUGUAGCAAAGGUGAGUGGCAAAGGGGAAAGUGAAACCGGAGAAGCAGCAGCUGGCGGAAUUCAUACCUCAGUGGGAGCAACGACUGAAUCUGCUGGCUCCCUUGGCAAAGAUAGAUCUGAAGUUCCUUCUCGCCCAGACACUAGCGAAGGUUCCGAAGAGAGCGAACACUAUGGAGAAGUGACGCGAGCACCGAAAUACGAUGAAAGUGGCAGUGCCGAGUCAUCCACGUACAAGCCGCAUACCCCAGGACAUGGCAUGGAUGAAUACAGCCCCAUACCCCACUCGGAGGAAUCGCAACCGGAUAGUGGGGCCACAACCAGUGACAGUGAGGAGGAUGAUGCAAUUAUCUAUGUCCAUCCCACAAGACCGAUUUACACACAGCACCAUUUCACCACCAUUGAGACGAGCAUAGGCAUUGAAUUCUCCACUCCCAAAUACAGUUAUGGCAUGCCCACCUAUUAUCCCACACUCGAUAUACCACAUGCCACAUCGCGCCCUGAAAGCGAUAGUCAUAUAAGACCAACUACUGACCAAACUGAAGACUCGGGCGAGGAAGGCGGCGACAGCGAUAGAGUGGAGCACAAGGAAGUCGAUAGUGACAGUCGCAUACCAGCAACACCACGUUUUGUGAUAAGACCUGAAAUAGCCACCACAGCAGCGCCAUUCUUUACGGAAUAUCCCGAAGUGGUGGUAACCACGAAAUAUGUAGAUCUAGCACCCUCGGGUCCUACAGCAGGUUAUGUACCCACCACACAAACCCCCGCACGUGGUCCCUCAUACACUGUGACAACAAUAAGUUCCUCGUAUGAUUACGAAGGCAUUGAAGUGUCCACAUUGUCGCCGGGUAUUUCCAUAACGGUGCAUGUGCCCGAGAAUCGCACAUACCAGCCCUUCACGCCAAUGGGAACCACACCCACGACCAGCAUUUAUCAUCCAGCCACUACGUAUGUGACCAAAGCCGAAUAUGAGACUACACCCGCAACGCACUAUCAGGGUUCCACCACUAUAGUACCGCAUCCCCAUAUGCCAUACCAUCCGGAUGCACCAACCACAACUUCGACUUAUACAAUGCAUACCAAAGAUCAUCAUUACCAUGGGCCUGCCACAACAAUGGCUCCUUCAGGGGGAGUACCAACAACUAUGCCACCGCCAUCUACCGGCAGCACAAUUUAUCAACAUGUGCCCGAAGUGCCAAUGACAACAAUGGCUAGCCCAGGACAAGGUUCUGUGGGCAGCACCACCGCCACUUCCACUACCGAAUACAAGCCAAUUAUAACCUAUGUGCCACCAACAACUUAUACAGUACCCACCUAUAGACCCACUAUGCCACAACCCACCACUAUGCCACAUCCCACCACCAUGCCACAUCAUCCCACUACCAUGCCACCACAGACCACAUCACCUACGUUUGCCCCUACAUAUGCCCCCACCUAUGUACCACCUUCAAGUGAAGCUCCUCAGACUACAGUGGCGGCGCCUACCUAUGGCACCCAAAUACCGGUUAUAUCACCCAAAUCCACAAUUACCGAAUCGAGCAGCGAAGAGGAAGAGAGUGCCAAUACAGUGGGAACCGGAGCUGGUGGUAGCACCGAUGUGGAACCCCAUGCGGACUGUAUUAAAAUGGGUUGUUACAACGGUGGAACAUGCGUCACAACUUCGGAGGGAUCGAGGUGUGUUUGUCGCUUUGAUCGCCAAGGUGCUUUGUGCGAAACUCCCAUUGUGAUUAAGAAUGCAGCUUUCUCGGGCGAUUCUUAUGUUUCACAUCGCAUUCACAAGGACAUACAGCAUCACGAUUCAUUGGACACUGUGCUGCCGAUGCAUGUUCAGCUUAAGGUGCGCACACGUGCCACAAAUGGCCUCAUCAUGUUGGCAGCUGCCCAGGGUACCAAAGGUGGUCAUUACAUGGCCCUCUUCCUGCAGAAAGGACUAUUGCAAUUCCAAUUUUCAUGCGGCUUACAAACGAUGCUGUUGAGUGAACUGGAGACACCGGUGAACACAGGCCAUGAGAUAAGCAUACGUGCAGAAUUGGAUUUCAGCCGUAAUUAUACCCAUUGCAAUGCUUCGCUACUGGUCAACGACACCUUGGCCAUGUCUGGCGACCAGCCAACUUGGCUGAAGCUGUUGCCUCCACGCAUGCAUACGCCUGAGACUAUUUUGAAUACUUGGCUGCAUUUGGGUGGAGCGCCUCAGGCACCCAUUGGCCUCAUCAUUGAAUUGCCACCAUCCCAGAGUGGUACUGGCUUCACUGGUUGUUUGCAUUCGCUGAAAAUCAACGAAGAUUCCAGAGAGAUAUUUGGAGAUGCCUUGGAUGGCUUUGGCAUUACGGAAUGCGGUUCUCUAGCCUGCCUCUCCAGUCCCUGUCGCAAUGGUGCCGCUUGUAUUAAAAUCGAAACUAACGAAGUUGACGAGAAUGGUGACAAACUCGAAAAAUGGAAGUGUAAAUGUCCUUCGGGCUAUAUGGGACCGACAUGCGAGAUUUCAGUGUGCGAGGACAACCCGUGUCAAUAUGGCGGCACUUGUGUUCAAUUCCCUGGUAGUGGUUAUUUGUGCUUGUGCCCUUUGGGUAAACAUGGACACUAUUGCGAACACAACCUGGAAGUCGCGUUGCCCUCCUUCUCGGGCAGUGUCAAUGGCCUAUCCUCAUUUGUGGCCUACACCGUGCCCAUACCAUUGGAAUACUCUAUGGAAUUGAGUUUCAAGAUUUUGCCACAAACAAUGUCACAGAUUGCCUUGUUGGCCUUUUUGGGCCAACCCGGCUAUCAUGAUGAGAAAAGUGACCAUUUGGCCAUUAGCUUUAUACAAGGCUAUAUUAUGUUGACAUGGAAUUUGGGAGCAGGUCCUCGUAGAAUAUUUACCCAGAAACCCAUCGAUUUCCGCCUGGAUGCACCCCGAGUGCCGUACGAAAUUAAAGUGGGCCGCAUUGGACGCCAGGCCUGGCUGUCUGUCGAUGGUAAAUUCAACAUAACCGGACGUUCGCCCGGCAGCGUCAGCCGCAUGGAUGUAUUGCCCAUUUUGUAUUUGGGCGGCCAUGAGAUUGCCAAUUUCAAUACUCUGCCCCACGAUUUGCCUUUGCAUUCUGGUUUCCAAGGCUGCAUAUACGAUGUACAUCUUAAGGCUGGACAAGUGACUGUGCCAUUGCAGGAGACACGUGGCGUACGAGGUCGUGGUGUGGGUCAGUGUGGCACCCGAGAAUGUCAUCGACAUGCUUGUCAGCAUGAUGGUGCCUGUCUGCAACAUGGAGCGACAUUUACUUGCAUCUGUCAGGAGGGAUGGUAUGGCCCAUUGUGUGCUCAACCCACCAAUCCUUGUGAUUCGUUUAACAAUAAAUGUUCCGACGAAUCGACAUGUGUGCCUUUGGUCAAUGGCUAUGAGUGUGACUGUCCCGUGGGUCAAACGGGCAAAAAUUGCGAAGAAGAAAUUCAUUCUCUUAGCGAUGUCAGCUUAACUGGAAGACGUUCAUAUUUGGCAGUUAGAUGGCCUUAUCUAUACGACAAUGGUGACAAAAUGGGUGCUAAACGUUCACAAAUGAUUAGCUAUCGUAAUUUUACCAAAAAGGUUAUGCCACCCAAGCCCAUUGCCUCCACAAAUCAACAUUUCGUCAUGAAGCUACUCAAUGAAGUGGAGAAACAAAGAAAUUUCUCCCCAGUGCCAUUGAUGGGCUCCAAAUCGUAUGAGGAACAUCAUCGUGUACAAUUCUUCUUCAUUGAAUUCCAGCUGCGGCCCCUAUCCGAACGUGGUCUUCUACUUUAUUUCGGCAGUCUGAACAGUAACAUGGAUAAGAAAAUUGGUUUUGUCUCAUUGUCUCUGCAAGGCGGUGUGGUGGAGUUCCGCAUAUCCGGCCCCAGUAAUCAUGUUACAGUGGUACGUAGUGUACGCAUGUUGGCCAUAGGCGAAUGGCAUAAAAUUAAAAUGGCUCAGCGUGGCAGAUGGCUGACGCUGUGGGUGGAGGGCAGUGCCUCUUCCGCUUUGGCUCCUAGUGCUGAGGUUUUGGUAGAACCCGAUGCCUUGCUGUAUGUCGGUGGUUUGAAGGAUCUGUCGAAGUUACCCCACAAUGCUAUAUCAGGAUUCCCAGUACCCUUCCGAGGUUGUGUGCGUGGUUUGGUUGUGAGUGGCACAAGAAUUGUUCUAAAUGAAACAAAUAUCAUUGAAUCUCGCAAUAUACGUGAUUGUGAUGGCACCGCCUGUGGUGGUGACUCCUGCGAAGCUGGUGGCCAUUGUUGGCUCGAUGAAAAACUACAACCUCACUGCAUUUGCCCGGAAUAUGCUAAAGGAGAUCGCUGUGAAUACUCAGAAACUUGUAAAUUGAUACCUUGCAAAAACAAUGGACGUUGUCUAAGAAGUGGUCGCUGCUCAUGUCCGAAUGGUUGGGGAGGAUUCUAUUGUGAAAUAGCGCUGAGUAAACCCACAACGCCAAGUUUCCGUGGCAACAGUUAUUUGAUCUUGCCACCACCUCGAAUUCCCAUGAAAGACAAACGCAAGGGACCUUCCAUGUUUGUGCGACCGCGUGAAGCUAUACAAAUUUCUUUGAAUUUCUCCACCAUUGAACCGGAUGGUCUGCUGCUCUGGAGUGAACAUGAUCAUAGCAAAUUCUUAGGUCUGGGCUUAGAGAGUGGCCAUUUGAAGAUAGCCAGCAAUUUAUUGGGCUCAGACAAUGAUACAGUGUCGACACCAUCGAGCGGUUACAUAACGGAUGGUAGUUGGCACAUGGCCAAGAUUGCAGUGGAUCGUGGACGACUCGAAUUGCAAUUGGAUGGUGAAGUUAUAUUUACCGAGAAAUUGGCGCCACAGGAAUUGAUGCAAUUAUCCAGUACGAUAUCGCCGCAUAGAACGAGACAAAGAAACUCAUUGCUGUCGAGGAGAGGAAAGGAACCAACGAUAACCUAUGAGGACUUGUUCUAUUUGGGUGGUUUCCCGAACUUGGAAUCGGUGAGUAAACGUACCCAAGGACGUUUCGAUCAGCCCUUCAAAGGUUGCCUGCAAGACAUACAAUUCGGAGCUGAACCUAAUGCGUUGAUAAAAGACUUCUCAACAUAUCAAGGUGAAAAUAUUGGCUCCUGUGAUCUCCAUGGCGAUGAGCCCAUAGUUGUGUAGAAACAUUUCAAAAUAUAUAUACAUGCAAAUGCAAAUGAAAACGAAGAAAAUUAUGAAAGCAAAACUUAAGGAAUUACAAAGAAAAAGAAAAACAAAAACCAGAAAAACAACUUAAAACAUAGAAGGUUUUCAUGAUUUGCUAAGAACAACAAUAAGAAACUUUUUUUUUUUGUGAAAACUGAUGAAGUAAAUCUAAGACGAUAUAUAAAUAAAUGAAUAUAUAAAAACAACAAUCUUAUAUAUAUAUAUAGAAAAAAACUGACUUACAACUAAGAACAAGAAUAAAGUUAUAUAACUAAAGCAAAAAAACAAAAAAGGGGAAAAGAAGAAAACAUUUUGUAAAUUUUAUAGAAAUUAUAUUGAAAACGAUUAUUAAGCAACGUUAAACUGGAAACCGCAAAAAGAAGGAAGAAAAUUGAAACAUUCCAUGGUGGAGAUAUGAAUUUCCUAGGUUUUCGGUGAAAUUGAAAUAUAAAACACGGUUGAUUAGAAUGAUGGGAGUAAUACAUAGAAAAAACAAAAA
Molecule: messenger RNA, 8265 nt
Organism: Stomoxys calcitrans (stable fly)
Lineage: Eukaryota; Metazoa; Arthropoda; Insecta; Diptera; Muscidae
Gene: eys
Product: protein eyes shut
Exons: 13
Coding region: 384-7742 (2452 amino acids)
Biological process (GO): establishment or maintenance of epithelial cell apical/basal polarity; heterophilic cell-cell adhesion
Cellular component (GO): protein-containing complex; plasma membrane
Molecular function (GO): calcium ion binding
Source: RefSeq, a predicted model, not a curated record